UGUUAUUCUCUGUGUGUGUGUCCAUGUGUGCGUUCUAAAAGUUCUCUCUCUUUGCGUUGCGUAUGUGAACUGUGUUCGCAAGUGACAGUUCGUAUGUGAACGUUGAGUGCUGUAUAAAGAGGUAUUGCGGUAGCGUCAUUGGUUCAUGCGGUUAAAAGAGCACCACAGUUACCCGUGCUACACGAUAGUAUCGUUGCGUUGUCGUUGCCGUCAAUGAGAUAGUGAAGCCGACGAAGAGACGCAACGAAGAGAGCCAAACGCAUCGAUACAUAUCAUUCGGUCUCUCUCUGAAGAGUUUGCGUCGAGAAAAUAAUCAAAUAUGUCUGCCGCCCUAAAGUGAGUUGUUUUGUUUUGACUCUAUCGGUGUGUUUAAAUCGUUUGUCUCACAAAAACCAACCAAUUCAUGCACAAUUCAUUGAUAAAAAAAGGACAGUGUUUCGUUGAAAAUGGAUUUCGCAUAAUGCAUAGUGGCAUUGUUAGUGAAUUUAGUGGAAAUGUGUAUAAAAAUAAAUUGAUGACAGUCAAAAAAUUGCUUCGACAAUACCAAAGACAUCCUCGUUAAGAGUGAAUGAGUGAGAGAGAAAGGAAGCAACGAAGUCAAGGGAAAAAAAAGAACCGAAUCACCAUCAAAAGUGACAAAAAGUUAUCGCACAAAUGAUUGACGCAGUUUCAUGGAUCAUUUUCAGCGAUUCGUAAAGCAAAUCUACACACACAAAAAACAACCCAAGAACAACGAAAUUACUAACGAAGUAAAAAUAAUAAAACAAUCAAAGAGUAAGGCAAACACGGAGCUCAAACGACAAAAGUGAAAGAAAAAAACAAGGGAAUAUUGGCUGAAAGACAAGAAAAUUUAAGGAACGAACAAAUAGCAACAACACAACAAUCGAACGGAAAUACGGAAAUUCAUUGACAGAUUUUGUAAUGGCAAUUGCCAACAACAGUACUACUGGUACAUCUGGUGGUAUUUAUGGAUGGUCCGAAUUUUGUGAACGUCAUGCACGGGCCGCUGCUUCCGAUUUUGCCAAAUCCUGUGUGCAUUAUAUCAACACAAAUCUGCCGGGCAAUGUGCAAGUGUCCGCUUCCCAUACGGAUUUCAUGAAGCGAUUCAUCGAAUGCUUUUCAGAGCAUUUUGAAACGGAAUUCUCACGACGACGACUCUCACAUCAAAAGCCAAAUGGUACGGUCAAUAGCAUCGAAGAAGAAUCAGAGCGAAACGAUCAGGUGGAUGCACCAAAACCGUCGAAACCAUUCUUUCGACGCUUGUCAUUCAAGGGACUUAAAAAAGGAAAGAGUUUUGUGUUGUUGCAGGCAUUAUUCCAUAAACAUCAUUCAGAGGAGGCGGACGCGUCGGGCAGUCGACAGGGGAAAGCGAAACUCUCCAAUAUUGUUGUCGAAUGCCGUAAAGUUGGCGAGGUUGUUGUACUCACACAGGAAAGUCUCGAAUCCGAAAAUCACAAGUGGGAAAAGUGUAAACUAGCUCUGGUCAAAACGGCCGGCGGUUAUUUGUUAGAAUUUUACUCACCACCAAAUGCCAAAAAGCCACGAAGUGGUGUAUUUUGCUUUUUAAUAUCGGACGUUCGUGAGACGACAGCACUGGAGAUGCCAAGCAGAGAGAAUACGUUUGUCAUUAAAGCCGACAAUCAUAUGGAAUAUGUGAUCGAAGCGGCCAAUUCGGAUGAUAUGCGAAGUUGGCUGGCAACUAUACGGUAUUGCAUGCGUAGCACACCAACGGUACAAGUACAAGGUGUUGAAACAUUGACAGCGAUGCCAAACUUAACAACGAUUCCUGCUUCACCUCCACCAGCUGCUACAGCGCCGACCACUAACACUGAAGGUGCAAUCGGUGGUAGCACAACAUUUUUAAACGACACAACAACGACAACACCCUCACCCAAUAAUUUAGCAUUGCAAAAUGAGACAAUUGGCCGAAGUACAGGCGAACGGAUAUCGACAUCGAGUAAUUUUGAGCUAACUGAAGGUGAUUUGGAAUCAGUGCUGGAGGUGGAUGCUGAUUUAGCGGCGAAUAUGCGCGAAUUUCCAUGGUUUCAUGGCACAUUGGCACGCUCCGAUGCGGCCAAUCUUGUACUUCACGGCGGUUCCAAUGGUCACGGUGUGUUCCUAGUACGACAGAGUGAGACGCGCAAAGGCGAAUUUGUAUUGACAUUCAAUUUUCAAGGCAAAGCUAAACAUCUUCGGUGCAGCUUAAACGAUGGAGGUCAAUGUCGUGUGCAACAUCUGUGGUUUCCAUCGAUACACGAAAUGCUGGAUCAUUUUAUGCAAAAUCCAAUACCGCUUGAGUCGGGCGGUUCGGCCGAUGUAACGCUCACCAAUUAUGUGUACAAUCAACAGACACCAAGACAUCCAAACCAAAUAAUCACAUUGAAUGCCAGUACACGGAUCAAGACAUGUGAUUUAGAGGUUACGCAUUUGCUGUUGAAUCAAUCGUCAUCGUCGACCAAUCUAUCGAAUUCCAGCACACCGACCGCAACCACUGGACUAAAUCAACAGCCGCGUAGCAAUGCCAUCGAAUCGGAAUCUGGACGAGCUGUCGACAAUCAAUACAGUUUCGUCUAAAAAAAGACUCACCUCACACUUUCAACGAACUGUACAUGAAUUUAUUUGGUUUUCGUUUUUUUUUCUCGUGAUUGUUCACGAUUGAGAGCCGAACAACUUUGUUUAUUUUUUUUUAUUUUUCCUACAAUGCACGGAAACACUAGAGUUUAAGGACAUCCAUUUUCCCAGUCGCCGAGAAAGUCAAUGUCUGGUCAAUAAAACACAAGUCAUUUUACGCACACAUUCAUUUGUUACAUGGAAUCACCACGCCAAUUUCUCUAUGUCAAAAUGCGCAAGCAAAACUAUCUGGUUGUUUUUAAUUCAGUUUUUUUCUUCUGCUUCUCUAUAUCGUGCAAGUGUACUGUACAUUUAUGGAAUUUUUUUUUAAAUUGUGUUACUCGAUGGCUAAGUUUAAUCACAACAUUUUAAAUUGUACUCCAUAUACGAAAAGGAACACACAAAAACAGAACAAUUUCUAAUGUAAACGCUACUUUUUAAAUCAGAAGGAACAUGAUUAAUUUUUAAUUGAAUGAAAUGAAAUGAUAUUCCUGUAUUAUAAUACGAUAAAUAUAUUUUAACGCUAUACUAUACUAUAGUAUAUCUUAUUACGGCGUACGUUUAUAUAUAUAUAGAUAUGAAUAUAUUAUUAUAAGCUGAAUAAGCAACACACAAUUUGAUAGUCAUAUUUUAUGCAGUAAUAAAAAUUUAAAAAUUUAAUGAAAAAAAAAA
This is a messenger RNA of Sitodiplosis mosellana (orange wheat blossom midge), 3282 nucleotides long. RefSeq names its product SH2B adapter protein 1 (gene Lnk). The coding region runs from base 922 to 2574 and encodes 550 amino acids. The record is from RefSeq and is a predicted model, not a curated record. Gene Ontology annotation, molecular function: transmembrane receptor protein tyrosine kinase adaptor activity. Gene Ontology annotation, cellular component: plasma membrane. Lineage: Eukaryota; Metazoa; Arthropoda; Insecta; Diptera; Cecidomyiidae. The transcript has 8 exons. Gene Ontology annotation, biological process: intracellular signal transduction.